AUGGCUCCAAAAAAAGGUGGCAAGAAGAAGAAAUCACCUAAAGCACCGACCAUCAUUGAUGGUCGUCCAGCUGCUGAGAUGACAAAAGAAGAAUUAGAAGAACAUUUAGGUCGUAUACGUGAAGAACUUGAUCGUGAACGUGAAGAAAGAAAUUAUUUUCAACUUGAGCGUGAUCGUAUCAGUACAUUUUGGGAAAUAACAAAACGACAACUUGAAGAAAAAAAAGCUGAAUUACGUAACAAAGAUCGAGAAUUAGAAGAUGCAGAAGAACAACAUCAAGCCGAGAUUAAAGUUUACAAACAAAAAGUAAAACAUUUACUUUAUGAACAACAAAAUAAUAUUGCCGAAUUAAAAGCUGAAACUAUUGCUGAAUUAAAAGUAGCACAAGAAGGUCAUAAUGAAGCCGAAAAUUCAAUGUGGAAAGAAAAACGAGAACUUAAAGUACAAAUGAAAGAUCAAGAAUUAGCUCAACAAGAAGUUGUACGAAAUUUGAAAAAGUCCAAUGAAACAUAUGUAUCAAAAUUACGUGAUGAUUUUCUUCGACAAGCUCGUGAAAUCGAAGAAAAAUAUGAGAAAAAAUUACGUGAUUUACGUGAAGAAAUGGAAUUACGUCGUAAAACUGAAAUACAUGAAAUUGAAGAACGAAAAAAUCAACAAAUUAAUGAUCUUUUACGUAAUCAUGAAAAAGCAUUUAGUGAUAUAAAAAAUUAUUAUAAUGAUAUUACAUUAAAUAAUCUUAAUUUAAUUAAUACACUUAAAAAUGAAAUUGAAAAGAAAAAACAAGAAGAAGAACGAUUAGAAAAACGUAUGUCAGAGCUUGAAAAUGAAAAUCGAAAAAUGCGUGAACCACUUGAAGCAGCAAGAAAAGAAACUGAAGAAUUAAGACGACGAGCAGAAAAUUAUGAAAAAAUUAAAAGUUUAUAUGAAAGUAAGAAAACUCAAUUGAAAAGUUGUGAAGGUGAUUUAAAAAAUUCGAAAUGGGAAUAUGAAGUUUUAUUACAACGAUUUGAAAUUAUUCAAAAAGAACGUGAUGAUCUUUAUAAUAAAUUUAUUAAAGCUAUUAAUGAAGUUCAACAAAAGAGUAGUUUAAAGAAUUUAUUAUUAGAAAAGAAAUUAUCUACGUUGGCUGAUAGUCUUGAAAAGAAAGAAGCUCAAUUAAAUGAAGUAUUAUCGGCAUCCAAUCUUGAUCCAGCAUCAUUAUCAGUUGUUACACGAAAACUUGAAGAAGUACUUGAUGCUAAAAAUACAUCGAUUCGUGAUUUACAAUAUGAAUUGGCUCGUGUUUGUAAAGCUCAUAAUGAUAUAUUAAGAACAUAUGAAGCUAAAUUACGACAAUUUGGUAUUCCGAUUGAAGAAAUUGGUUUUAAACCAUUAGAGAGUACAGUAGCUGGUCAACAAUUAGGUCGAGGUGUUGCUGGUCUUGUAACAAGUCCACCAUAA
This is a messenger RNA of Rotaria sp. Silwood1, 1440 nucleotides long. The record is from the annotation of a GenBank genome assembly. NCBI's taxonomy places the organism in Eukaryota, Metazoa, Rotifera, Eurotatoria, Philodinida, Philodinidae.